AUGCCUUCUAUUCUCAGAAAACUCUCAUUUUCAGUUAAAAAAUAUUUUUCAAAACUUUUACCAAACAAACAAUACGAAAACCUAAUUUACAAAAUGGCAACUCCUACAUCUCCAGGGUUUUCUUAUCUUCAUUUUUUUAAUGAAGAAUUUCAAGCAGAUAUGGCUGAACUGCUUAAAGAAGGACCGACAGUUCGUCGUGUUGUUGAGAUCAUAUUACAGAAUAUUGAUCUCUAUCCUAAUAUGCUUGCAACUUAUAAAGUCAAACCAAAUAGGUUUGAUGAUAUGCAAGUUUUCAAUAUUGAAAUACCGAAUGUAGAUGAUUGGGAGCCUAUAGGAAAUGAAGAGAAAUUAUUAUACAUAAUGUAA
Molecule: messenger RNA, 366 nt
Organism: Scutellospora calospora
Lineage: Eukaryota; Fungi; Glomeromycota; Glomeromycetes; Diversisporales; Gigasporaceae
Source: the annotation of a GenBank genome assembly